UAAGCUGAAUUGUGUUUGAAAAAUAAUUGCAAUAUCAUGAGUGGCGAAACGGGUAUGAGGAUCAGGUUAUGUCAAAUCUAUGUACAGUGUGUGUUGGAUACAUGAACAUUUAAACAUUAUUUAAAGUUAGAAAUUCAUAAGGAAUUCCUGCGAGCGGCCCUGGAUGGAAACCUGGAUAAGGUUAUGAAAUUCCUUAACGGCAGCACCGACAUCCACACCAGUAAUUCAAAUGGCUUAAAUGCCUUACACAUGACCUCGAAAGGGGGCCACCUCAACAUUUUCACAGAGCUGCUAAAGAGAGGGGCCAACAUCGAGGCUGCGACCAAGAAUGGAAACACGGCACUACACAUUGCCUCGCUGGUAGGCCAUGAGGAUAUCGUUAAGAUGCUGGUUGAACAUCAAGCCAAUGUCAACGUUCAGUCUAAGGAUGGAUUUACUCCUCUUCAAGUAGCUGUUCAACAGGGACAAGAGCGUGUAGUAACAUUGUUACGUGAACACGAUACAAAGUCAAAAGACCAUCUGCUCGCGCUUCACAUUGCCGCGAAAAAAGGUGACACAAAUGCAGCGGCUCUUCUGCUCCAGAACGAUCAGAACAAUGUCGAUCUUUGAAGCAAGGAAGGACCUUGCGGCAGCCAGUAGUAACAGCAUUGAGAUUUUACAAUAGCCCUGGGAAGUAGCAUAUGGAAAACAACUGCCCGAGGAGCUGAGUUAGCAUUGAUUAAAGCUGCUACAAAUAGUCAUGUAGAUUGAGUCGAACUCUUACUGAAAUAUCAGGUGAAUAUUGAAGGAAUAAAUGACAUACAGCUUUAUUCACUGAAGCAAAAUGAUUUUCUGGAAAUUGCGAGACUCUUCUUGACAUUGAAGGAGCUCUGCAAAGAUGUGUUGAGACAAUUAUUAGCCUCAUGUUCGAAUGUGAAUUCUGUCGAUCUACACGAUUUGGCUUUCUUUCACCAUAGUUAUAAUAAUAAUAAUUAUUAUUUCCGGAAGAUGUGAAUUGAGGGCGCCAUGAGGCCAAUCUUAAUGUAGAUACAAAAACGUUCUGGAUGUCAGAUCUUUAACAUCAGCAGUGGCAUAUGGCAAAGAGGGUAAUGUCAAUGAAUUGAUGAACGAUGGAACAGAUAUCGUGCUAUCUUGCGAAGCCGAAAGAACUCCUUGUCAUUAUGAGCUCCGACUGGUUCUCACGUAAAGAUAAAGCUCUUAGGAGCAGGUGCUGACCCGAACAGCAGGAACUCGCAUGCUAAUCAACCUCUAGUAAUUGCAAUUUCGCGUAACAACUACGAAUAAAUCAAGUGUAUGAUUCACGCUGGCUGUGAUUUUUAUAUAGACUGAAAAGACUGGACUUCUUGCGUUCAUGAUGUUCAUGACAGAAAAAAGCGUGGGCAUGUUGCGAUUUUUUUAAUGAUUGUUUUGUUUAAACUGCAUUUAAAAUGAAUUGCAAUCACCAAUUUACAUGUACGUAUGUCCAUAUGCAGGUAUUAACUGGUAUUGCUUAGCCAUUGUCGGUGUUGUCAGCACAGAAGUACUUAAAUAUUACUAACUAUUAAUAAACUUGUUAACUUGUCCACUAUGAUGAGUUUGACUAGCAAAUCCUAAAACUCAGAUUAAAAUAGUAGUCGACUUGGGCCAAAAAUCAACUGAGAUAAAUGAACAAGCAUUAAGUUUGUGUUGCUCAUAAUUGAUAUAAAAUAUACUUGCAAAUUACAAAAUAUAUUUUAGGAUUUUUAUAUAACAAUAAUAAUAUGAAAAAGUAUAAGGUAAGCAUGCCGCUUAAUAAUGAUUUCUCAGCAAUAUUUGCCAUUGAAAUCACAAACGAGUUUGUAUGACGCAUUUGCUCUUUUAACUCAACAUUAAAAUGAUAUGUAUGUAUUGUGUUGAUAAUUUAUGUAGUGUAUUGUAUUUUUUGGCUUUUAACUAAUGCUAAAUUUUAUAUUGAUUUAUUAUGUAGUUUUUAUUACAUACAUGAUUAUGCAUUUUAUAUUUUGUUUAAUAUUCUUUGGGUCAAUACUGCUUAUGCCCAAAUAUUUGUUCAAUAUCACCUACACACUAUAAUUGAUGUGAAUGCUGUUGAUCUAUGAGAUAUGACUUUCAUUCAAAGAUGUUGGUGGUGUCACGGUUUUAAUCUCCCAAAGAACAGCCUUGUCAAUAGCAGCUCGGCCUUGUUCAGAAGAAACUAUUAAAACACCUCUAGCAGCAGGUGCUGCAGGUGCUGUCUCAAACAGCGGGGCCGCUCAUGCACUAGGUGGAAAUGUUGCGAAAGCUGUCCUUUUUCGUGUAUAUCAAUCAAAUGAUGUAUCAACUGAACAGCUUAAACACCAAAAUGCAGCGUUUCCGGAAUUUAUCGAAUAAUUAAACCAUCUAGUUAGCU
Mya arenaria is the source of this 2365-nucleotide messenger RNA. RefSeq names its product ankyrin-3-like. Bases 184 to 609 code for a protein of 141 amino acids. Lineage: Eukaryota; Metazoa; Mollusca; Bivalvia; Myida; Myidae. Gene Ontology annotation, molecular function: transmembrane transporter binding. Gene Ontology annotation, cellular component: synapse; membrane; axon initial segment. Gene Ontology annotation, biological process: neuronal action potential; negative regulation of delayed rectifier potassium channel activity. The transcript has 6 exons. The record is from RefSeq and is a predicted model, not a curated record.